Messenger RNA from Melanaphis sacchari, 291 nucleotides. RefSeq lists its product as uncharacterized. The coding region runs from base 1 to 291 and encodes 96 amino acids. The transcript is spliced from 3 exons. Lineage: Eukaryota; Metazoa; Arthropoda; Insecta; Hemiptera; Aphididae. The record is from RefSeq and is a predicted model, not a curated record.
AUGGCAUAUACUGGGGCCCGGGACGGAAUUCAGUACCAGCCCAGAAUUUGUAUCAUUUGUGGGAACGUCGAUGGUUUUGAAGGAGUUUCUUUGCACAGGUUUCCAGCGAACGAUGAAUUUAGACGUUUGUGGAGAUUAUUCGUUGAGAACAAUGGGGUGAAUGUGCAACUGAUCGUAAACUCCUCGAAACUGUGUUCAAGGCAUUUUGUGCCUGGUCUUGACUACAGAGAAACCCGUGAUCGUCGUCGUUUGUUUAACAGAGCAGUGCCCUCUUUAGUAAGUGAUAUAUAA